Arabidopsis thaliana (thale cress) is the source of this 2082-nucleotide messenger RNA. RefSeq names its product TRAF-like family protein. NCBI's taxonomy places the organism in Eukaryota, Viridiplantae, Streptophyta, Magnoliopsida, Brassicales, Brassicaceae. The transcript has 4 exons. The record is from RefSeq and is marked reviewed. Bases 1 to 2082 code for a protein of 693 amino acids.
AUGUUGUCGUCUUCUUCAUCAGCCGCAGACCAAUCUCACCCCUCCAUUUCAUCGGAGAAGCCUCUCUCCUCAUCUAGAGAUGAAAGCGGAGGUGCACAAGAGAUCGUAGCCGUCGAUCGUCCAGGAGAGUACACGGCGUUGUGUAGAUGGACGGUUGAGAGCUUCACACGUGUCAAAGCUAAGGCACUGUGGAGCAAGUACUUCGAUGUAGGAGGAUACGAUUGUCGUCUCUUGGUUUAUCCUAGAGGUGAUUCUCAGGCUCUUCCUGGCUCCAUCAGCAUCUACCUUCAGAUCAUUGACCCUCGUGGAACCAGUUCAUCUCUGUGGGACUGUUUCGCUAGCUACCAACUCUCUAUCAUCAACCAUGUCGAUGAUUCUCUCACAAUCCGUAAGAAUUCUUGGCAUAGAUUCUCUAAUAAGAAGAGAUCUCAUGGAUGGUGCGAUUUCACUUUAAACUCUAGUGUUUUGGAUCCUAAGAUGGGGUUUUUGUUUAACAAUGAUUCCUUGCUUAUCACGGCUGAUAUUAUGAUUCUCAAUGAGUCUGUGAGCUUUAGUAUUGAUAAUAACAAUGAGUCCGUAGUUGGAUCAAUGACUGAUGUGUUGAGUGGAACUUUCACUUGGACGGUUGAAAAUUUUAGCAUGUUUAAGGAAAUGAUAAAGACACAGAAGAUAACGAGUCCUGUUUUCGUAGCUGGGGAGUGUUUUUUGAGGAUUGGUGUUUACCAGAGUGUGGUUAAUGCGCAAGAGUACUUCUCCAUGUGUUUGGACAGUACAGAUACCGAAAAGAGUGUUUUAUCGGACAAGAGCAGUUGGUGUUUAUUUAGCAUGUCAGCUUUGAAUCAGAAGCAUGGUUGCACUAACAUGAAUAAAGAGUCUUAUGGGAGGUUUGCUGCUGAUAAUAAGAGUGGGGACAAUACAGGAUUGGGAUGGAACGAUUACAUGAAGAUGUCUGACUUUGUGAACCCGGACGCGGGGUAUUUACUCGAUGACAAGGCUGUCUUUAGCACCUCAUUUGAUGUUAUCAAAGAGUUCAGUAGCUUUACUAAGAAUGGGACUGGAAAUGGAUACAUGGGAAAGUUCAGUUGGAGAAUUGAAAAUUUCACAAGCUUAGUUGAUCUUCUUGAGAAGAGGAAGAUAACCGGUCUUUACAUCAAAAGUAAGAGGUUUCAAAUUGGGAACCGGGAUUGUCGACUUAUUGUUUAUCCCCGAGGGCAGUCGCAGCCACCAAGCCAUCUUUCUAUAUUUCUUGAAGUGACAGAUUCACGAAGCUCUAGUAGUGAUUGGAGUUGUUUUGUUAGCCACCGACUAUCAGUUGUGAACCAGAGAUCAGAGGAGAAGUCGGUGACAAAGGAAUCUCAGAAUCGAUUCUCGAAAGCCGAAAAAGAUUGGGGUUGGCGUGAGUUUGUGACACUUACUAGUUUGUUUGAUCAGGACUCUGGAUUUCUUGUUCAAGACUCUGUUGUAUUCUCCGUUGAGGUUCUUAUGUUGAAAGAAACAUCUCUAACAAAAGACUACACGGAGGCAGAAUCUGCUAGUUCAGUUUCACAAAUUGAUAAAACCGUGAAAAGUUCAUUUACUUGGAAAGUGGAGAAUUUCUUGGCCUUCAAGGGAAUAAUGGAAAAACGAAAGAUAUUUAGCAAAUUCUUUCAAGCUGGUGGAUGUGAACUUCGGAUUGGUGUAUAUGAGUCCUUUGACACCAUAUGCAUAUAUUUAGAGAGUGGUCAAUCUGCGGGUAACGAUGUGGAUAAUAAUUUAUGGGUUAAGUACAAGAUGGGUAUUCUGAACCAAAAGAAUCCGGCCAAAAGUGUGUGGAAGGAGUCAUCUCUAUGUACCAAGACAUGGAAUAAUUCUGUUCUACUGUUUAUGAAGGUGUCUGAUAUGUUAGAGGCUGAUGCUGGGUUUCUUGUGCGUGACACUCUUGUGUUUGUGUGUGAAAUAUUGGAUUGUUGUCCUUGGUUUGAGUUUUCAGACCUAGAGGUCUUGGCUUCAGAUGAUGUUCAAGAUGCCUUGACCACGAAUCCUGAUGAAGUUAUUGGUUCUGAGAAAAGUGAGGAAGACACAUUCCGUCAGGUCAGUCCGUGA